Molecule: messenger RNA, 804 nt
Organism: Dichomitus squalens LYAD-421 SS1
Lineage: Eukaryota; Fungi; Basidiomycota; Agaricomycetes; Polyporales; Polyporaceae
Product: dehydrodolichyl diphosphate synthetase
Exons: 6
Coding region: 1-804 (267 amino acids)
Cellular component (GO): membrane; dehydrodolichyl diphosphate synthase complex; endoplasmic reticulum
Molecular function (GO): ditrans,polycis-polyprenyl diphosphate synthase [(2E,6E)-farnesyl diphosphate specific] activity
Source: RefSeq, a predicted model, not a curated record
AUGGCUCUCCAGCUCAUCUCUUCCUCUCUUGGCUGGAUCAGCACUAAGGCCGAGUCCAAGGCCCGCCACGCCCUCAUCUCAGUCCUCUCAGCAGGCCCGGUCCCCAAGCACGUCGCAUUCAUCCUUGACGGGAACAGGCGGUAUGCUAGGAGCAAGCACAAAGCGAUCAAGGAUGGCCACUAUGAGGGUUUCUGGGCUCUGCGCAAGAUGCUGGAGGUGUGCAUGAACCUCGGCGUAAAGUGCGUGAGCGCAUACGUGUUCUCUAUCGAGAACUUCAAGCGCUCUCCAGAGGAGGUCGAGGCACUUAUGGACCUCGCCGAGGAGAAGCUACUUGAAUUCGCUAGGCAAGGAGAAAUCCUGGACAAGUACGGUAUCCGUCUUGUCGUCGUCGGCCGUUGGGAGCUGCUUCCGGAGAGGGUCCAAGUUGCGGCGCGAAAGGCUUUGGACAGGACGCAGCAUAACGAGAACAGGGCUAUCUUCAAUAUGUGCUUUCCGUACACUAGCCGGGAAGAAAUUGCUAACGCAGUGCAAGAAACCAUCCGAGAGCGUUUAGAAGAUGAUUCCCUCGACGAGAAAAUAACCGUGGAGGACCUUGAAGCCCAUCUGCGCACGGCGGGCAGUCCACCUCUCGACAUUCUCAUCCGCACUAGCGGUGUGAAGCGUCUCAGUGACUACAUGCUCUGGCAGUGUUCAGAGGACACCCAGAUCCAAUUCUCCAGUAAAUACUGGCCUGAUUUCGGCUUCUGGGACUUCAUACCCAUCAUCUUAGACUACCAGAGGAAAGUCUGGGCCACUCAGCCUUGA